This is a messenger RNA of Anguilla anguilla (European eel), 3899 nucleotides long. RefSeq names its product WD repeat-containing protein 48-like. Gene Ontology annotation, molecular function: ubiquitin binding. NCBI's taxonomy places the organism in Eukaryota, Metazoa, Chordata, Actinopteri, Anguilliformes, Anguillidae. Gene Ontology annotation, biological process: double-strand break repair via homologous recombination; protein deubiquitination. The coding region runs from base 64 to 2097 and encodes 677 amino acids. The transcript is spliced from 19 exons. The record is from RefSeq and is a predicted model, not a curated record.
UUCUUCCCCGGAAGUUUGCCUUCAUUCCUCGGUGGAAGUCACGUCAGGCUGUCAACAUGUAAGAUGGCGGCUCAUCACAGGCAGAAUGCCGCUGGGCGGAGGAAAGUCCAGGUGUCGUACGUCAUACGGGACGAGGUGGAGAAGUACAAUCGGAACGGGGUGAAUGCCCUGCAGCUGGACCCUGCCCUGAACCGGCUCUUUACCGCAGGGAGAGACUCCAUCAUCCGGAUAUGGAGCGUCAACCAGCACAGGCAAGAUCCAUACAUAGCAUCAAUGGAACACCACACGGACUGGGCCAACGACAUUGUGCUGUGUUGCAAUGGAAAGACAUUGAUAUCUGCCUCAUCAGAUACCACUGUGAAAGUCUGGAAUGCACACAAGGGAUUCUGCAUGUCUACGCUGCGAACGCACAAGGACUAUGUGAAAGCCCUGGCAUAUGCAAAAGACAAGGAGCUGGUGGCCUCAGCUGGGCUGGACAGACAGAUCUUCCUAUGGGAUGUAAAUACAUUAACGGCACUGACGGCCUCGAACAACACAGUCACCACUUCCUCGCUGAGUGGGAACAAGGAUUCCAUCUACAGCCUGGCUAUGAAUCAAAUGGGAACAGUAAUUGUGUCUGGGUCCACAGAAAAGGUGCUGAGAGUCUGGGACCCUCGGACCUGUGCAAAACUAAUGAAGCUGAAAGGACACACGGACAAUGUCAAAUCGUUAUUAUUAAACAGGGAUGGCACACAGUGCCUGUCGGGCAGCUCAGACGGGACGAUCCGCCUGUGGUCCCUGGGCCAGCAGCGGUGCAUCGCCACGUACCGCGUCCACGACGAGGGCGUGUGGGCCCUGCAGGCCAACGAGGCCUUCACACACGUCUACUCCGGCGGCCGCGACCGCAAGAUCUACUGCACCGACCUGCGCAGCCCCGACAUCCGCGUGCUCAUCUGCGAGGAGAAGGCCCCUGUCCUCAAGAUGGAGCUAGACAGAUCAGCUGACCCUCCCCCGGCCAUCUGGGUCUCCACCACCAAAUCCUCUGUUAACAAGUGGUCCCUGAAGGGCAUUCACAAUUUCCGGUCAUCGGGUGAUUAUGACAACGACAACAGCGCGCCCGUGACCCCCCUGUGCUCACAGCCCGAACACGUGAUUAAAGGGGGAGCCAGCAUAAUCCAGUGCCACAUUCUGAACGACAAGAGACACAUUCUUACCAAAGAUACAAACAAGAAUGUGGCGUACUGGGACGUGCUGAAGGCGUGCAGAGGCGAAGACCUGGGGAAGGUGGAGUUUGACGAAGAGAUAAAAAAGCGCUUCAAGAUGGUCUAUGUGCCAAACUGGUUCUCUGUAGAUCUGAAAACUGGGAUGCUGACAAUCACUUUGGAUGAGAGCGACUGUUUUGCUGCCUGGGUAUCGGCCAAAGAUGCUGGGUUCAGCAGUCCAGAUGGGUCGGACCCAAAGUUGAACCUGGGAGGCCUACUGCUCCAGGCUUUGCUGGAGUACUGGCCCAGGACACACAUCAACCCUUUGGAUGAAGAGGAGAACGAGGUCAACCACGUGAACGGAGACCAGGAGAACAGGAUUCAGAAGGGGAACGGUUAUUUCCAGGUGCCCCCGCACACCCCCGUCAUUUUUGGAGAGGCGGGAGGGAGGACACUGUUUAGGUUGCUGUGCCGGGACUCUGGUGGAGAGACAGAGUCCAUGCUGCUCAAUGAGACGGUUCCUCAGUGGGUGAUCGACAUCACUGUGGAUAAAAACAUGCCUAAAUUUAACAAAAUCCCAUUCUACCUCCAGCCUCACUCGUCUUCCGGAGCAAAAACACUAAAGAAGGACCGCCUCUCGGCCAGUGACAUGCUGCAGGUCCGCAAGGUGAUGGAGCACGUCUACGAGAAGAUCAUCAACCUGGACAACGAGUCGCAGACCACCAGCUCCACGGCCAAUGAGAAGCCAGGGGAGCAGGAGAAGGAGGAGGAGGUGGCCGUGUUGGCCGAGGAGAAGAUCGAGCUGCUGUGUCAGGACCAGGUCCUGGAUCCCAACAUGGACCUGCGGACGGUGAAGCACUUCAUCUGGAAGAGCGGGGGAGACCUCACUCUGCACUACAGACAGAAGUCCACGUGAGCCCCCGGGGGGGGGCGGGAGUCUCGCCGCCUCGCCCGUGUCAUCCCCCCCCCCCCGACUCCUGCCUGGACUUCAGACCUCAUCGAUCCGGCGUAGUGGCGUAGAGGGCCCACCGAUACCCUGCGUUUAGCUGCUCCUCCUCCUGCCUGCAGGAGCACCCCAACCUGCACACUGUCCCGGAGAGCCGGCGCGACCCGCGGCCCCGGAGCGUUGGGCCCCGGAGUGUUGGGCCCCGUCGCCGGCGAGAGGAACACGAGGAGAGGGCAGUCCCAAGCCGCGCACAGCGGGUGGAAUCAAUCAGACGCAGCAUCCAAGGCCACUGACCCUUUGUGUCCCACUUCUUCUCCUUUACACUUCUAAUUUAAGACCUUUUACCUUCACUGUUAUUGUUUCUUGGUGGGGGGGGGGGGGGGGUUUGGGGGGACGGUGCCAUUUUGCUAUAUGGCAUGUCGGGUGUUCGUAUGCAUCGAUGUUCAUUUAGUGACUUGAAAGGUAAAUCUGCACGUGCUGCAUUUCUCCCCAUCACCCCCCGUACAUUGGUACAUUCCAGAAACGAGCCCCAUGUCCAGGGACACAUUACCGCCAUAUUUUCUAUUUCGGUGCUUGUAAACACUAUGAGGAGAGUGUGGACAUUGAGACAGUGGAACACAUUUUCGGUCAAGUACAUUUUGUAAGGAUAUUCUAUAACCUGACACAUACGCUUACGAUUCACUUGGUUGGCUGUUGAUCAUAAAGGCGUCUAGGCAAUGUUCUUAUUGUGCAAAAGCACUGGAAAUAUGUAGAUUGUAAAAUUCAGAGAGCUUAUCUUUUUUUUUUUUUUACUUGGGAGAUAUUUCUUUAAACCCCGGCAGAUCUUCCUCGCCUAAGCUGUGGUCAUCUUGUGGUAGACGGGUGUGGUUUUCGUUCGCAUUCUUUUUGUAAAUUAUAUGAACAGCACCACUUUGUAGGCCAUUUGUUGAAUUUGCAUUUAAGUUAUUUACCUUCAGCAUGGUCUUUUUUUUGUAGUCCCUUUUUUUAAAGGAAUAAUAACUGGGUAAAUGUUUUACAAUAAGUUUGUGGAAAUGGUGCAUUUCUCUUAAUCUUAGCAUGGCAGAUCAUUUCCUUUACACACAGGAGUGCCAGCCACUGACCUAUUUAGUUCAUUGGUGCCAGCCCUCGGAAACUCUAGAAAGUUCUGUGUGCAGUGAAUCCUCUAAGGAAGAAACUGCCAAUUAUCAACUAAACCAACCAUCGCAUUGUAGCUCUGUCCCAUUUUUAAAGUUCAUAUGCAAAACAACUUCAGCUGUGAUCUGUGGAUUGUCAUGCAAUAGAAUGACUAUGGCGUUUGAAUGUGCAGUGUUACAGGCUAGUUCAGCAGAAGGCAAGUCUGUUCCUGGAAAUCCACAUUUUAUUUUUUGAAAAGGAACGAUUGAAAUACCGUAGUGUAAAUCAUUUGGUACGUUUGUCAUACAGGUGACUACGUUUAAAAAUCUGUACAGUAUUUUAGAGCCUCAGAGAAUCUUGGGGUUCAGUUUAUCAGGAUUUAUAAGCACUGUUUGUAGAUCCUGGCAACUGUAUUAUAUUUCAUCUUACUCUUUAAUUUGGCCCAAAAACAAACUUUUAAAGGAAGCUUAGUUGUUGUACAAGCUGUAAAUGAAGUAAAACUUGAUGGGGAAUACACAGACACCAUAUCCUAAACAGCCCUUGUAAUAUACAUCACCUCCCUGUUGGUUGUAACUAUAUGUAGUAUAUUUUGGUUUAAUAACUGCUUAAUAAAUUGACCGAUGUAAAAUAACUGAAUAAAUUAUUCUCUCAAUUGUAAA